Molecule: messenger RNA, 654 nt
Organism: Benincasa hispida (wax gourd)
Lineage: Eukaryota; Viridiplantae; Streptophyta; Magnoliopsida; Cucurbitales; Cucurbitaceae
Source: RefSeq, a predicted model, not a curated record
AUGUCGAAAUCUUUGAAAAUUCGUGAAGUUGAUAGGUUUCCUGGGCAAGUAACUUGUCUGGCCCAUGUUGCCAAUGCCAACAAGAUUGUAAAGCAGAAGCUCACCGGAAGCCCUCUAAUCCACCAUAUGUUAUUGAGGGAAGUGAAGAACUCAGGAAUGGACUCAAUCAGUUUCUUUGUCAGAGGAAAGGUCGUCACAUUUUCAAAGGACGAAUUUUUGUUGAUCACUGGUUUGUGGCGGUCUCCUACGCGAGUUGGACGGAGUGAGAAGUCCUCACACGAACUUUUUACCAAGUACUUUGGUAGUCGGUUGGCCUCAGACGCAUUUCACUUGCAUUUGCUUGAAAAAGAAUUCAAAGAAUUGGUAUUUGAAAAUGAUGAUGAUGUAGUGAAAAUUACCCUAGUAUACUACACAGAGGUUGCAAUGAUGGGUAAAACCAACCAAAAGAAUGUUAUGGAUCGUACUCUAUUUGACGAUAUUGAGGACAUAGACUACUACAACUCUCUUGAUUGGGGUACAAUUAUUUGGCAGAGGACACUCGACUCCCUGAAGACCGCACUUAAAGAAAAUGUUGAUCUAUACAAAGAGAAGGUGAGGGGAAAUAAAAAUUAUGUUGUGAAGUACUCGCUCCGUGGAUUUCCCCAAUCAUUCUAG